Molecule: messenger RNA, 1014 nt
Organism: Heterocephalus glaber (naked mole-rat)
Lineage: Eukaryota; Metazoa; Chordata; Mammalia; Rodentia; Bathyergidae
Source: RefSeq, a predicted model, not a curated record
CAGGUAUUCUCUGUCUGUACACCUGAGUGGAAUGGGUGAAAGAAAUGGUUGCCAACUGGAACAGCCUAAGAAGUGGUCCUGCCAGCACUUUCAAUGAUAGAGUUUUUGCCAGUGAAAUGAAUGCAGGAAUUAUAAAAACAUAGCAAAUCUAUGAAAAAAUGAUGUUUAAAGAAGCUUUGAAAACAGGGUUUUUUGAGUUUCAGGCCGUGAAAGAUAAGUACCGUGAACUGGCAAUAGAAGGGAUGCACAGAGAACUCGUGUUUCAAUUUAUUGAAGUUCAGACCCUUCUCUUGGCUCCAUUCUGUCCACACUUAUGUGAGCACAUCUGGACACUCCUGGGGAAGUCUGACUCAAUUAUGAAUGCUUCAUGGCCUGUGGCAGGUCCUGUGGAUGAAAUCUUGAUUUGUUCCUCACAGUACCUCAUGGAAGUAGCACAUGACCUUAGAUUACGACUCAAGAAUUAUAUGAUGCCAGAUAAAGGGAAGAAGACUGACAAGCAGCCACCUCAGAGGCCCUCACACUGCACCAUCUACGUGUCAAAGACUACCCUCCUUGGCAGCACACUACUAUGUCAGUUCUGUGUAACCACUUUGAGGCCAACAGUGGAAGAUUGCCUGAUAACAGUCAUUGCUAGUGAACUAGGUAAUAUGCCAGAAUUGAAGAAAUGUAUGAAGAAAGUGAUGCCAUUUGUUGCUAUGGUUAAGGAAAAUGUGGAGAAGAUGGGGCCUCGUGUUCUGGAUUUGCAAUUAGAAUUUGAUGAACAGGCAAUGCUUAUGGAAAAUAUAGUCGACCUGACUAAUUCCCUUGAGCUAGAACACAUAGAAGUCAAGUUUGCCUCCGAAGCAGAAGAUAAAGUCAGGGAAGACUGUUGUCCUGGGAAACCACUUGAUGUUUUUAGAAUGGAACCUGGUGUGCCAGUUUUCUAGUAAAUCCCCAGCCAUCCAGUGGUCACUUCUCAACCAAAAUUGAAAUCAGGCAAGGGGAUAACUGUGAUUCUAUAAUCAGGUGUUUAAU